Messenger RNA from Aspergillus melleus, 1440 nucleotides. RefSeq lists its product as uncharacterized. Bases 1 to 1440 code for a protein of 479 amino acids. Gene Ontology annotation, molecular function: hydrolase activity, acting on carbon-nitrogen (but not peptide) bonds. NCBI's taxonomy places the organism in Eukaryota, Fungi, Ascomycota, Eurotiomycetes, Eurotiales, Aspergillaceae. The transcript has a single exon. The record is from RefSeq and is a predicted model, not a curated record.
AUGCAGCAGCAGCAGCCCAGAUUCACGCUCAUCCGCAAUGCCACCGUGCUCAGCAUCGACCCAGACAUCGGCAACCAAACAGACUGCGACAUCCUGAUGAAGGACGACAGAAUCCAAGCCCUGGCCCCAAACCUCACAGUCCCCAACAACGCCCCAGCGGCCACGAUCAUUGAUGGAACGGACUGUAUCGUCACGCCGGGCUUCGUGGACGGCCACCACCACGUCUGGCAGCACCUGCUCCGCGGCGUCGCCACAAACUGGACCCUAUUGGACUACUGCAUCGAGAUGCGCACCCUCUACGGCAGCCUGUUCACGCCCGACGACGUCCACCUCGCGCAGUACGUCGGAGCCCUCAGUUUGCUCAACAACGGCGUCACCUGCGUCCUGGACCACUGCCACGUCGUGAACAGUCCUGCGCACGCAGAUGCCGCCGUGAACGGGCUCAAGGAGACCGGUAUCCGCGGGACGUUCUGCUACGGACUGUACGAGAACCCGGUCCUCCCGGGCCAGGGCCAGGCAGCAGCGGUAUUUGAUCUGGACAUGCGGAAGAACGACGCCUUGCGCGUUCGUCAGGAGCUAUUCCCUGUCCGAGAUCCCGAAAAAGCACUCCUGACUUUUGGGUUCGCGCCCCGCGAACCAGAAGGCCAGGGUAUCGACGACACGGUGGCGGAUCUCCAAGUGGCGCGGACCCUAGGUGCCAGGAUCACCACGAUGCAUGUGGCCAUGGGCCACUACGACACUCGACACGCUCGGGUGGUGCAUAAUCUAGCGGACGCGGACCUCCUAGCUCCAGACCUUGUAUUCAGCCACGGCGCGUCCUUCACGGAUGGCGAGCUGGCAGCCAUUGCACGCGUCGGGGCCGGGAUCGUCGGCACCCCCGACACGGAGCUGCAGAUGGGUAUGGGAUAUCCGGUUGUCUUUAAGGCAAGAGACGCAGGGUGUCGGGUCGGUUUGGGACUCGAUAUCACGUCGAAUCAGUGUAAUGAUUUCGUAGCGCAGAUGCGACUGGCGGUGCAGACUCAGCGAGCAAUCGAGAAUGCGGGUUUUGUCUCGUCGCCACCGGUAGCUCUGAAGCGGACCACAGCCGAUGUACUGCGGAUGGGAACGAUGGGGGGUGCGGAGGUGAUGCAUCUUGAGAAUCUGGUGGGUUCGAUCACGCCGGGGAAGAAGGCGGAUUUGGUGCUGUUCAGGUGUGAUGAUAUUGAUACGGUGCCGGUGCUUGAUCCGGUUGGGACGGUGGUGUUUCAUACCUCGCCGGGUAAAAUUGACACGGUGGUUGUGGAUGGGAGGAUUGUGAAAAAAGAUGGAAAGCUUGUGGGCGUGGAUUGGCCGAGUCUGAGACGGCAGGUUGAGGCGAGGUCGAGACGGAUUGUUGCGGAGGCUGCGAGGAUAGACACGUCGAUGCAGAGGGAACAGUGGAGUAGAGCGUUUGCGGUCUAG